AUGCAAGGUAAUCAACCAAUCGUUGAUGAUUAUCAUCGUUUAUUAUUAACACAUUCACUUUGUUUACCAAUGGCACAAGAUCUUCAAUCAUGGAUUAAAUUAGCUAAUCUUUGUCAUAAUUCAAAUACAUAUCAAUCUCAAACAUCAGAUCAUUCUGAUCUUCAAACAACAUUGGUAUUUUCAUUAGUAUCUCAACGAACAUUUUAUUGUCCAUCAUUAAUUGAUCAACAAUUAAAUAAUGAAAAUAAUCUACAAAAUAAUUCUAAUGAUAAUAUAUCAACAUCAUUAACAGAAGAAAAUAUUCAAAAUACAAAUAUUAAACUUGAACAAAAUCAUCAAGAACAACUAAAAUUAAUUGAAAAUAUGAAAGAAAUGGUUCUUAAAGCAUGUUUACCAGCAUUAGAUAAUCUAAGAAAAUAA
Rotaria sp. Silwood1 is the source of this 420-nucleotide messenger RNA. NCBI's taxonomy places the organism in Eukaryota, Metazoa, Rotifera, Eurotatoria, Philodinida, Philodinidae. The record is from the annotation of a GenBank genome assembly.